CUCACUAUGCUAUAUAAGAAAGUCGAUUUACUUAAACAUCACAGAAAGAUAUUUGAGAUGCAUUCAAGCGACUCAGUAGUUGUGCUUACCUUGGUAAGCAUAUUUUUUGGAAAAGUUUCCUCUAUGGAAAGUUCACUUUUAAUAGACUACACAACGCGCCUUAUUAAGACAGAGCAAAGCAUAAUGUUUGCCUGUUCUGAGCAAGAUAUGUAUUUGAACGUUGUACAACUCAUGGCAGCCAAUCAAUUUGUUCAACCGGUCCACAUAAAUAGUUCAUAUGAUCUGCGAUCAGUUUUAACGAGAAACAACUAUGCGCGAACUUCUGUUAUUGUGGACACAACCUGUGAAGGGGCUUCGAAGCUGCUAAAAGAGGCUUCUGCGAAUAGAUAUUUCAAUAAAACAUAUCAGUGGCUACUGUGGGGCGUGGAUAUGAAUAUCAAUGAUUUGCUGCCGAUCGAGUUGGAUUAUGUUGGUCCAAAUGCACAACUUACCUACGUCAAUAAAACAAAAGACGAUUAUUGUCUUUGGGAUGUACAUUCUAAAGGUCGUCAACUGAAAUCACCACUGGAGUUGCAUUUGAUAGCAAGAGUAUCAACUGAGCCACAUAAAUUGGUUAUAUUUAAGGACAUAUACGAGCUGCAGGGCAUCAAAUAUCGCAAUCAAUUCAAUGGCUUAACUCUACGUGGCGCAAGUGUUAUCGAUCAGGAGGACAUUUUCACGAAUCAACAAAUCGAAGCAAUAUUAUCGAGGCCUACAAAGGAUUCAGGUGUGGCAGCGUUUAUCAAAUAUCACUAUGAGCUGUUGAGCUUGCUCAGAGAUCUCUUUAACUUCACCGUCAACUUUCGCAAUUCGAGAGGUUGGGCAGGCAGAUUGGGCAACACAACUUUCCGACUAGGUUUGUUGGGCAUUAUAAUGCGCAAUGAAGCAGAUAUUGCAGCAUCUGGUGCAUUUAAUCGUAUAAAUCGCUUUGCCGAGUUCGACACAAUACACCAGAGUUGGAAGUUUGAGACAGCUUUUCUGUUUCGAUUUACGCCCGAUUUGGAUACGCAUGGCAAAAGUGGAAACUUUCUAGCGCCCUUUAGCAGGCAGGUCUGGCUCUUCAUCUUAGCUACUUUGUUUGGAAUUAACAGCAUUUGGUUACUGCUUGAUUAUCUUGGUAAAAGAUGGCUUUCUCAAGCAAAACAAUGCAUAGAAGAGCGAAUUUUGAAUAUUAAGAAGACCAACAACAUAAAUUUGACGGCUGAAAAAUCAACUACAAAGUGUCAAGGCAACUGGACAGAACGUAUUCUACACACUUUUGGUGCUGUCUGCCAACAGGGAAUGGAACCAAUUCCCAGUGACAUGUCGUCGCGCUCCAUUGUCGUUACAGUUUUCCUAUUCUCGGUAGUUAUGUAUAACUAUUAUACGUCAUCUGUCGUUGGUGGAUUGCUUAGCUCUUCGGAUUUAGGACCAGCUACCGUAGCUGAAAUAACAUCUAGCCCACUUAAAGUAUCUUUUGAAGAUAUAGGAUAUUAUAAAGUAUUAUUUAAAGAAAGUGCCAAUCCGAUUGUGACACGUUUGAUAAGUAAAAAACUAUCUGCAUCUAGGGGUCCCAAUGAAAUGGGUGUUUAUGGUCACAUAGAGGAUGCUGUUCCAUAUCUCAAGAGCGGCGGAUUCGCAUUUCACUGCGAAGUCGUUGACGCAUAUCCUAUAAUAGCCGAAUUGUUCGACGCUAAUGAAAUUUGUGAUCUACGCGAAGUUUCUGGCCUUAUGGAAGUGGAAAUUUUGAAUUGGAUUGUCAAUAAGAAUAGUCAAUAUACCGAACUCUUUAGAACAGCUAUGUGUAAAGCGCGUGAAGUUGGUUUAGUUGAAAGGCUUCUACGACAACGGCAAAUGAAGAAACCGGAAUGUCAGUCCCUAUACACUGUCUAUCCAGUGACUAUAUCUGGUGUUUCGUCAGCAUUUCUUACACUGCUAAGUGGUGUCUUACUCGCUUUCUUUGCUUUAUGUCUGGAAAUAGCAUCGGUCAAAUGGAAAUUCCGAAGGUAGGAUUACAAAUGUUAUUUUGUUAAAUGUUGAGCUUGAUUAUUGCAAGAGGAAAAUUAAUACAUAAUUAUU
Drosophila hydei is the source of this 2097-nucleotide messenger RNA. It is a transcript of the gene Ir31a, whose product is annotated as ionotropic receptor 75a. The record is from RefSeq and is a predicted model, not a curated record. Lineage: Eukaryota; Metazoa; Arthropoda; Insecta; Diptera; Drosophilidae. The transcript has 6 exons. The coding region runs from base 7 to 2028 and encodes 673 amino acids.